ACUGCGCAUGCGUUGUGGUGACGUAACACAAGCGUGGAGCACAGAAAGGCUCCGGGCGGCGUCGGCUCGCUGGCAUUGCUCGGAAGCAGCUGCCGCAAGCGGAAGUAGGCGUCAGGAUACAAUUCGCCAUGGUGCUCGCCUGUCAGGUCGUGGCCAGAGCACAGCGCUAAAGGUGUGCCAAAGGAAAGAAAAAAAAAAAGAAAAAGCCUCCAAAUAAUGAUGAAGAAGGAUAUUAACUUGAGUCUGACCGACACAGACAUGAAAGCGCCCCUUCGCGACGUUGACGGCAUCCUUGGCUCCCCAGAUUUGGGUCUCCUCAAACUGUCCUCCCCGGACCUCGAGCGUCUUAUCAUCCAGUCCAACGGGAUGGUCACCGGCACGCCGACGAGCUCCCAGUUCCUGUACCCGAAACCCGGGACGGACGAGCAGGAGUUCGCCGACGGCUUCGUGAAGGCGUUGGAGGACCUGCACAAACAGAACCUGGGGGCGACGAACGCGACGUUGGGUCUGAGCGCCAGCAUCAACAUCGGCCCGGUUACGCCGAAGCUGGAGCUCCCUGUCUAUACUAACCUGAACAGCUACGGCAGCGGGCCUUUGGGGACCACCGUCAACUACUCGACGGACACGGUGCCUUUCCCGCCUCCGCCUCACCAUUUGGGCGCAGCGCCUCCGCCGGAGCCGUCGGAGCUCUCCGGCCGAGUGCUGCCGCCUAAGGAGGAACCUCAGACGGUGCCGGACGUGCAGAGCUUCGGGGAGAGCCCGCCGCUGUCUCCCGUCGACAUGGACUCGCAAGAGCGUAUCAAGGCCGACAGGAAGAGGCUCCGGAACCGGAUCGCCGCUUCCAAGUGUCGCCGACGCAAGCUGGAGCGGAUCUCCAGGCUGGAGGACAAGGUGACGACGCUCAAGAACCAAAACACCGACUUGGCUUCUACGGCCAACGUCCUCAGAGAGCAAGUGGCCCAGCUCAAGGAGAAAGUCCUCAACCACGUCAACAGCGGCUGUCAGCUGCUACCGCGGGAGGUUCAGGUGCACUAGGGCAACCUUGCAAAUCAGCAUAAAAUGCUACUCGGCGGAUAUCGAUUAAGCCGGUCAGAUCGGUGUAAAAUCUAGUUUGCAAUUAUUUUUCAUGUAUGUUGAUAAAGCUACAUUGUUUUGAUGAGCACUUGGGCCUACAUCAUUGCUGUAUUUUUAAUGUUGAUCAUGGUGGUAGUACUUGGAGACCUAAUAUGUAUAUAUAUAAUAUUUCGUUUCAAAGGCUUGCGAACCACCAAUAGUAGAGGAGCACGAAAGUGUUUUCCCUGUCACUAUAUGUUGCUCUCAUAGAUAUGUCAACAAAGACAGAUUUAAAGUAAACAAAUAAUUAUUUUUGGACCAGUUUAAUGAAAUUGGAUCAUUCCUCUCACUGCAAUAGACAAGCCUGAAAGCCCAUUUCCUCCAGAAACACUCAGCAGUGGACAAUGUGUGUUGUGCAAUGUUGUCACUGCACUUCAUGUAUCACAAAGCAGCUUUAAUCAUGGAACUUUAAAAAAAUAAUAAUAAUAAGCGCAAAUUCACAUAUAGUCACACGUCAAAUUUUUGCAUGUUCUUUUCGAUAUACAAGUUGUGUUUUGUGGACUAGAAACACUGACUCUGAGGACAAUACAUCAUUCACAUUUGCAGUAUUUACAGUCCAAUGUGUAUUUGUCAUCAUAACAUUAGGUGCACUUGUACGAUACAUGGAAAAUGCAUCUUCAAGCUGCACAUGGACUCGCGCUCAGUUAUCAUUGUACUUCCUGUUUUUCAUAUGAUUGCUCUGUGUUUAUGCCCUCAUUGUUUUUCAUACAAAUCUUUGCUGUAAUUGUCACUACUACUGCGUUAGCCUAUGACUUAAGUCUCAGUGACGGACGCUUUAGGCAGGAACCUUUUUUUUGGAGAUAAUAUUACUGUAUUGACUUAAGUUUAUUGUUGUGAAUGUGGUAUACGGUGAUCUAGAAAUGCACUGUAUCAUACUGAGAUAUAGCCAUUGCAUUCAUUUGCCCCUCGACCCAGUAUGAUGCACCACGGUUCGACACCACGAGUAUUGGAUCACAUUACAUUGUCCAGGCACACAUAUUAAAAUGUGUUCGUUUGCAUGUUGUCCACAAACUCGAAUGUAGCCAACUGCUGAGCGUCAACUUAAUUAGCUGUGUGUGUGGCAUGCCAUGCAGUCCUCAAGUUUUCUAUUUCAGCGCAGCGUUCGGGAUGACAUCCAGAGCCCACAGUUAAUGUCUUGUGAAAUAAAUUAUGCCGUAUUAAA
Molecule: messenger RNA, 2275 nt
Organism: Syngnathoides biaculeatus (alligator pipefish)
Lineage: Eukaryota; Metazoa; Chordata; Actinopteri; Syngnathiformes; Syngnathidae
Product: transcription factor JunD-like
Exons: 1
Coding region: 217-1035 (272 amino acids)
Biological process (GO): regulation of cell cycle; regulation of transcription by RNA polymerase II; regulation of cell population proliferation
Cellular component (GO): transcription regulator complex
Molecular function (GO): DNA-binding transcription factor activity, RNA polymerase II-specific; transcription factor binding; RNA polymerase II cis-regulatory region sequence-specific DNA binding
Source: RefSeq, a predicted model, not a curated record